CAACGACGACGACGAAGACGAAGCUCGAAUCACUAUUCACUAUAAAGAAAUAAGCAACCAGAAUCACAAUCACAAACCACAAAACCAAAAAGAAAAAUAACAAAAACAAAAACUCCCCCAGCGAGAAACAGCGACGAACCAAAAAUGAAAUUCGUGAUUUUGCUAUGCGUGCUGAGUGCGCUGCUGCUGCAGAUUGAGGCCUCGCCCCUGCAGCUGCUCUCGAGGAGCGAACGUGCCGUGGCCCGUCAGCAGGCGGUCAGCAAUGAUGUGGCUCCAGCCCCAGCGGCAGCUGCCUCCAGCGAUGACGAUGAUGACGAUGACGACGAGGAUGAUGACGAUGAUGAGCCGGAUCUAGGCGAUUUGGUCGAUGACGAUGAUGUUAUUUUGCUUUCGGGGUUUACAGAUGAUGACGAUGACGAUGAGGACGACGAUGAUGAGGAGGAGGACGAUACGCCACAGGGUCAAGCGGCUCCAGCGGCUGCUGCCAGCGAUGAUGACGAUGAGGAGGAGGAUGAUGACGAUGAUGAUUACCUGGACAGACUCUUCGAUGAUAUUCUGGGCGAUGACGAUGAUGAGGAUGAUGAUGAUGAGGACACGCCCGCAGCCAGCCCAGCACAGAGCCCAGUGGCAGCUGCGCCCGCUCAGGCGCUGGAUGAAGUUGCUCCCGCUGCGGCCAGCAGCUCGUUGAGUUCCGGCAUCUCGGAUGGCGUCGAUCUGCCCGCGGAGAGCGGCAACGCUGUUGAGCCCAUUGCCUCGGGCAAUGCUGUCGAGGAUGUGGCAGCUGGUGUGGCACCUGCCGCAGCCAGCGCUGGCAACAACAACGAAGGUGCGCUGACAGGUGACGACGAGGAAGCCGAUGACGACGAUGAUGACGACGAUGACGAUGAAUUCAUUGGCGAUGGCGUCAUCGAGGCCAGACGCGAAGCACGUGAUCUGAAAAACAACGUCAUCGACAUGUCAACGGACGCAUUCCAGGCGCGUCACAAUCAUUUCAUUGACGCCAUCUUUUCUCGCAUAAAUCGCAUCGUUGCGGACAAUUAUGAUCCGUUUGUGGUCCGCCUCGCUGGCCGCUCGGCAGCUGCUCCAGCCACGCCCACACGCAGUGGCGCCAACGUGAAGACCACAACAAAGACCAAGGGCGGAAAUGGCAGCCACAAGACGACAACCCACAAGAAGCUCAAGAACACUCGCUCGGAGCCAAGAGCAGCCAGCGACAGCAGCAGCAGCAGCAGCAGCAAUGGAGGCACCAUGGAAUCAGUUAAAUUGCAGGAGCAAUUGACGCAAUUACAGACUGAGCUUGGCCUCAAAGCCAUCGAACAGCGGAAGGUGGAGCACUCGGCAUCGGAAUCGGAGCAGGGGCAACAGGCCGUAGCAUCCGGUUCUGGGAAAGCGGAAACUCGCACCGUGUUCAAUGGCGAGCAGCUGCCGGCUGCCGGCAAAGUCAGCCAAAAGAAAUCAGGACAGACAACAGGACAGCGUCAGACGCAGAAACAGAACACAAAAAAGGCAGCGUCUGCGGCAGCGUUAAAGGCGGGAAGCAGCGGCAGCUACAAUCAGCCAGCGGCUGCGGCUGGGGCAAGCAAGGCGGGCGCGGGUGCGGAAGUGGAGAAGCUACAAAAAGCCGAGGGCAGUCUGUCCGGCCUGGCGUCGCUGAAGCGCGUGGGCAAUGUGAAGGUGAUCAGCGAUGCGGAAGGUCGCAAUUCGACCAUUAAGGCUAAAUUCACGCUGGGUCCGUUGACACUGCGCGUCGAGAAGUCCUUCAAGCGGGGCAGCGUGCGCAGCGUGAAAAGUGCCACGGCCAGGACCAACGAGAUGAUCGGCCGCAUCAAGUUUAGUGUGCUGGAUGAUCGGGCCACCUUGAUGUCCAUCAAAGUGCAGCAGCCCAAACAGGUGGAGGUGGAGAGCAAGGACAAUCAUGACCGCACACGCGAAUUUGUCUGGCGUCGCACACCCAAAAUUGCCAAAUUGGUCAAUGAGAAGCUGAAACUGGCAGCCGAGUCGCUCUUUGCGCCUCAGGGCGUCGAAGUUGUCCGACUUUAAAGGACACUCCGCUUUGGCCCUUUUCUUCAACACAGCCAGCUAAAUGUAGUCUACUCUUAAUUAUAAUAUCUAAUUUAUUUAUUUAACUUAUUAUCUAUCUCUAUCCAAAAUAAAUGUAUCACUGUCUCAAA
This is a messenger RNA of Drosophila nasuta, 2171 nucleotides long. RefSeq names its product ectodermal (gene ect). NCBI's taxonomy places the organism in Eukaryota, Metazoa, Arthropoda, Insecta, Diptera, Drosophilidae. The record is from RefSeq and is a predicted model, not a curated record. The coding region runs from base 145 to 2040 and encodes 631 amino acids. The transcript is spliced from 8 exons.